Nothobranchius furzeri (turquoise killifish) is the source of this 2660-nucleotide messenger RNA. It is a transcript of the gene lman2, whose product is annotated as lectin, mannose-binding 2. The record is from RefSeq and is a predicted model, not a curated record. Gene Ontology annotation, cellular component: endoplasmic reticulum membrane; Golgi membrane; COPII-coated ER to Golgi transport vesicle. Lineage: Eukaryota; Metazoa; Chordata; Actinopteri; Cyprinodontiformes; Nothobranchiidae. Gene Ontology annotation, molecular function: D-mannose binding. Gene Ontology annotation, biological process: endoplasmic reticulum to Golgi vesicle-mediated transport.
AGGCAAUUGUGUUUCAUUUCGGAGUACAAAAGCGGAAGUACCGUCCCAGAUUGUGUUAUGAGAGUUACUUCCCGAGGCUGUAUAACAAAAUGAGCUUUAAAGCGUUUUUAGGUGCAACAUUAGCCGUCCUGGCGGCGAAUUGGUGUCUGGUUUGUUGCGAUAUAACCGAUGGAAACUCCGAACAUCUGAAAAGAGAGCAUUCGUUGAUGAAACCGUACCAAGGUGUUGGCAGUCAGUGGGACUUUGGAGGAAGCACGUUGGUGACCAGUUCAUAUGUCCGUCUGACUCCAGAUGAGAGAAGCAAGGAGGGAUCUAUCUGGAAUACUGUGCCUUGUUACCUGAAGGACUGGGAGAUGCAUGUCCAGUUUAAAGUUCACGGUUUGGGUAAAAAGAGCCUCAACGGUGACGGCAUCGCUAUCUGGUACACAAGGGAGAGGCUGCAUCCAGGCCCUGUGUUUGGAAACCAAGAUCAGUUUGUUGGCCUGGCUAUUUUUUUGGAUACCUUUCGCAAUGACCUCCAUGGGAUGGAUCGUUCUUUCCCUUACAUUUCGGCCAUGGUGAACAACGGCUCUGUGAGUUAUGAUCACGGGAAAGAUGGUCGCUCGUCGGAGCUGGGAGGCUGCUCGGCCGACAUCAGAAACAGAAACCACGACACGUACCUCGCCAUUCGCUACUCUAAGGGCAGACUGACUGUCAUGAUCGACGUGGACGACAGGAACGAGUGGAAGGAGUGCAUCGACAUCGGAGGAGUUCGUCUUCCUACCGGAUAUUUCUUUGGUGCAUCUGCAGCAACAGGAGAUCUCUCAGACAACCAUGACAUCAUCUCCAUGAAGCUCUACCAGCUGAUGGUGGAACACACACCUGAAGAGGAGAACCUGGACUGGACUAAAAUUGAGCCCAGUGUCAGUCUUCUGAAGUCUCCCAAAGACAACAUUGACGAUCCGACGGGAAACUUCCGGGGAACGCCGCUCACUGGAUGGAAAGUCUUCCUGCUGCUGCUGUGCGCUCUGCUGGGAAUUGUGGUGUGUGCCGUGGUGGGAGCUGUGGUGUUCCAGAAGAGACAGGAGAGAAACAAGAGGUUCUACUGAGCCAAGAGCAGAACCUGAUCACAGGGGUGGUAGCUGUGAGCCAAACUGUUUCUGCACAACAGAAUGAGCACAUUCAAUGUGAACUUUUCUCUGAGGAUUGUACGAAUGUUAAACUUCUGAAGCGCUGCGCUGUGAGCUGAGAGGAAGCAGGUUCCUGUGACAUUACUGACCCUAAAUACAGUUGUUUCCUUAUUUGUUUGUUUUUGUUGAGUCCCUGCAGGGUCAAAAUGGAAAAGUAGUCAUUUACAAAUCUGGAACUGGGUUGUGUUUCCAGCAGCUGUAAAAAAGUUACCUUUAGUUUUUGUCUUCCGGCCUGCCUCAGAACAACCACUCGUAAAGAAAAACCAUAAAUGUUCAACUAAAGCCAUCAAUCACAUGAAAGCAGAGUUUUUAUCAUCUGUCUGACUCCCAAAAGGACUGCAGAGUUAUUUCUGUGUUAUUGCCAUUUUUAUUUACAUUCACGUCAUCUCUGAAGUUCACAUACAUUUGUCUUUGUGAAAGAACAAAACUGAGGUGAAGUUAUGUUGCUGUAUGAGGAAAAUUAUGUUCUGGUUCAUUUUAGUGGAGAGGCAGUGCAAUUUUUGUUUUGAGACUCAAGAAUGACUUUUAGUUUUCUGUUUUGUACAAAAACAAAUCUUCACAUGUGGGACUGGAACAAACAACUAAUCACUUUGUUAGAUCCAGAAUAAUUGAUCACAUCUAGUAGUUCAUAUGAGAUAAUUGCCAUUCUGCAUAAAUGUAAGGUGCAGUGAAGAUCCAGUUUAAUACAAUAGUUUUUAUAGAACUGAUCAUUAGAUAAAAGCAUCAAAUGAUGAACCAGCUCAUCACAUCUUCAAAACUUAAACCAGCCGGGGUCAAAAGCUUUUGAGGUGUUUGAAUGAGUGGUGGAAUUUUGUGUUGAUUUAUUUGCUGAAUUUUUGAAUUUGUUAUUUAGGUGCAUCAGUAUUUGUUUUGAUCCGCUUCUUUACAAAACCUUUAAUCGUUUCUAAUUUACCAGUGUAAAGAAACAUUGGAUCACUAAAGAUAAUAGAAAGCUACUCUGGUUUCUGUUGGUAAAUAAUGUGGGGUAAUCUCAGAGACUGAAGUCUUGCUGCAGGUCUUUUGAUUUUUAUGCAGAAAAUAGAAAAAGUAAAAUUUUCUUUUUUUUUGUGGAAGAAUCAUUCUUUACAUUGUCAGAGCUGCAGUCUUUACUGUGAUAGUUUUUGCUGAAACGCUCAGUAAAAACUAAAUGACUCGUUAACAGCCAGGACGUGAAAUGCCACCAGUGUUAAUUAUGAAGUUCAUCACCUCAGAUCCAGACACAGAUCAUUUAAAGGAGCAUUUACACAGACUCCUAUGUAAUGGGGUCAUAAACUCGUUCCUCCUUUUACGCUGACUAAAGUCCUUCUCCAAACAUCAGAAGGUAAGUUGGGGGUUUUAUGUUUGCUGAAGCUCAUUUGGGUUUUUUUCUGUUUUGUUUUUUGACUUGAAAUGUUUUCUGUUUCCUUUGUUCUGGAAGCUUCUUGUUUCCAUCCUUUUUGUGAGGAAACCUGAAGCAGCUUCUCGUCAGAAAUAAACAAACAGGCUACUUUA